Bipolaris victoriae FI3 is the source of this 906-nucleotide messenger RNA. RefSeq lists its product as hypothetical. NCBI's taxonomy places the organism in Eukaryota, Fungi, Ascomycota, Dothideomycetes, Pleosporales, Pleosporaceae. The coding region runs from base 1 to 906 and encodes 301 amino acids. Gene Ontology annotation, cellular component: cytoplasm. The record is from RefSeq and is a predicted model, not a curated record. The transcript has a single exon.
AUGGCCAAUCUUGAACAAAACAUCCGCAAGGCGCUAGAAACCCUCCUACCCCGAAUCCAAAAGCAACAUGCAGAAUCCCCAGACACACCCAUCAUCCUCGGCAUAGCCGGUCUCCAGGGCUCAGGAAAAUCAACAUGGGCAUCUACACUCGUAAAACUCCUAUCCGAAGACCACGGACUAUACAGUAUCACCGUCUCCCUCGACGACUUCUACAAGACCCACACCGAGCUCCUCGAGCGGCGAAACCAAGAUCCAGCCAACAAACUCUACCGUACGCGGGGCCAACCCGGGACCCACGAUGAAGCCCUCGCCCAAUCCUUCUUCCAGGAACUAAAAAACUGGAGCGCAACAGACGGCAACAAACACCUCGCCAUCCCCUCCUUUGACAAAAGCCGCUUCAACGGCGAAGGCGACCGCGCCCCAGAACACUCCUGGCCACGCAUCACCCGCAAGCCCGCCGUCGUCAUCUUCGAAGGCUGGUGCCUCGGUUUCACACCCGUAUCUCUCUCUUUUAUCCAACAAAAACACGCACUCGCCCUCCAAGGUAAACUCGCCGUCAAUACCCCCGCCCAACAUCAAGUCUCCCAUUUAUUAGAGGUAAACGAGUGUCUGAAACGGUACUGCGAUACUUUUAUGGGACCAAGCCAUUUUGACUACUUUGUUCAUAUUGAUACCGAGGAUUUGGGGAAUGUGUAUAAGUGGAGAUUGGAGCAGGAGCAUAGGUUGAUUGAGGAGAGGGGCGAGGGGAUGGAGGAUCAGAGGGUUAGGGAGUUUAUUGAUGGGUAUAUGCCUAGUUAUGAGAUUUAUCUGGAACAGUUGCGGAAGGGGUUGUUUGAGGAGAGGGGGAGGAUGGUGAGGGUUGUGUUGGAUGAGGGGAGGGGGGUUGAGAGGGUUGAGGUGUUGUAA